AUGUCCGAGUCUGAGGAAGAGCGCCGGCCUCGACCCAUUGGCGUCGCAGACGGAAGCGAUGAAGACAGCGGCAUGGAGCGAACCGAUGCGGCCGGCGCUAACAACGGGAGCGAGCCUGGGCGGGAUUCGACGGGGGUGGCGGCGCCAGAAGAGGCCACCACUGCAAAGAAGGUCUCAAACAGGCCGCCCGCUUUCUCGGAGAACCACUUGGUCAAGGAGAAAGGGUUGUGGCAGAUCUACAAGGACUUCCCUCAAAAGUGUCAGUACAAGGGCAGGGGACGCGAGGCUGAGUUCCUGCGAGGUCUGAUGGUCGCCUACAAGGAGUGGGGCUACCAGCUGUACCCAGGGGUCGCCUUCGAGGACCUGGCCUGCCGGACGGAGAAGCUGGGCGGCAGGGCCCGCACCCGCAGCCUCUUGCGCGAGCUCCGGGACACGGAGCGGGACCGCGUGUUGGAGGCCAAGUACGGCCGAGAGGCCGUAGACGACGUCCACGCGCAGGAGGCAGCAAGGCUCGCCGCCAAGGAGAGCAAGACGGCGGCCGCCGAGGGGGACCGGGUCGAGGAGCGCGAGGACGAGGAACUCGCGGGUAGUCGGUACGCCAUGGAGGUGGACGGAGACGGGGGCGACGAGGGAAAAAGCGACCGUCAGGUCGCCGCCGAAGGGUCGGCGGCGACCAUGUCGGACCAGGUACGGCAACGCAUCGAGGCGAACCGCCGGUUGGCGCUCGACCGACUGCGCUUGAAGAAACAAGAAGCGGCGGCGGCGGCGGCGUUGGUGGCAGAAAAGGAGAACGACGGGGGUGCUGCUGCCGUGCCCGCUGCGAACGACGGCAGCAGAGAAGUCGAGGAUCCGGAGGAGGAUCUGAUGGACGUAGAUGGCGGCGGCGGGCCGGGCGACAGCUUCGAUGACGACGAAGCGGCGCUUGCGGACAUGGAGGCAGAAGAAAUGGCCGCCCGGCCGGUUGCUGCUGAGGCCUCACGGGGGAAGAACACCGUGGCGGAACCCGGGCCUGCUGCCGUUGUCACGUCCCCUCCUUCGACCUUGGCGGUGGAGAGGGGGGCACGUGCAGCAGGCGCAGGGUGCGCCGGCAGCGUUGACGAAGCAUCGGCAAAAUGCGCUGUUGCUGCAGCAAGGAGUGGCGAGCCCGGUACUACCGCGGGAGAGGAGAGUGGCGGCGAGCUGCCUCCCGCUUCGGAGCCGAGCGCACCAGCCCCAGGCGUAGGCGGCGGGCGAGAGAGAGACGGUGCGAACGAUGAAGCUGCCUCAUUGGGAACGACGGCGGCGGCGUCGGCGGCAGGGGCUGAUGGAAUCACGGGGGGUGCUAAGUUAGAUGAUGCGGUUUUGGGCGGUGGUGAUGGUGGUGGAGGUGCUCCAGAGCCUGUGGCGGCGAACGGAGACGAGGAGGGGGCGUCGUUCAGUAGUCCUGCCAAGUGCAGGGCGGCGGCGGCGGCGGCGGCGAGCGGUUUGCCGCUGUCGCCGCUCGGCAGCCUGUUCGCCGGUACUGAUGUUUCUGCGGAGGGGGGGCUGGCGGUGGCGAGGGAGCCGCUAGGAGGACUCUUCUCGGACGAAAACGUCUAGGUUUCCAUCCGAUGUAUGACCCGCAGCAGAAGUCAGCUGGUAUUGUCCGCAGGCGUAGGAGUCGCUUCAUCAACUGGAGCGGUGUGAUGCUCUACUUUCCCCCCUAUAGCGUAGGAUACUUUCUACCGAAGUGAUUUUUUCCUGCUGUGUUUACGAUACUCAUCCUGACACAGACCCACCGUUGUCGGAAGUCGCGACGUUGGGCACGUCCGCUCGUGUAUUUUGGGGUAGCUUUGCACAGGGGCAGCCUCCGGUUGAUGAUGGGCUACUCGGGAUCCCACAAGCAAAGAAGGUCGUUCUGCUUUGUUUUUUGCCAGGCGUCAAGCAAAUGAUAUUGGAUGGAGACCGUAGUUUUGGCCCUGUGCUCGUCUGAACUCGUGCUGUAGUAAGUAGUGUCUUCAGCUGCCAUGUAUGUACAGGGAGGGGAAGGCACGCGCGGAAUAUGUGUGCGAGGCCGAGGGACUUUGUAAACACCUCGGGUGCAAGAUAAUUAAUCAACGAUAAUAGCGGU
Messenger RNA from Ectocarpus siliculosus, 2089 nucleotides. Lineage: Eukaryota; Phaeophyceae; Ectocarpales; Ectocarpaceae. The record is from the annotation of a GenBank genome assembly.